This is a messenger RNA of Tachysurus fulvidraco (yellow catfish), 4783 nucleotides long. It is a transcript of the gene cipcb, whose product is annotated as CLOCK-interacting pacemaker b. Gene Ontology annotation, cellular component: nucleus. NCBI's taxonomy places the organism in Eukaryota, Metazoa, Chordata, Actinopteri, Siluriformes, Bagridae. The coding region runs from base 562 to 1692 and encodes 376 amino acids. The transcript has 4 exons. Gene Ontology annotation, biological process: negative regulation of circadian rhythm; negative regulation of DNA-templated transcription. The record is from RefSeq and is a predicted model, not a curated record.
ACACACACACACACACACACACACACACACACACACACACACACACACACACACACAGAAAGGUAGGUAGGUAUAACCACGCAGACUUUCACACGUUUAAACCAUUUUAGGAAUCGUUUAUUUGUUUGUUCUUUGCUACUUCAUCGUCAUCUUCUGGACACUUACAUAGACACACAUCUAAUCUUACCCAAUGUUAGCUAGUAAUCCUGUUAGCCUGCUAGCCGACUUUGGUAAACAACAUUGCUAGCAUGCUAACAGUAAAGUACCAUAACGUAGUUAGCCAGGUUGGCCAGAUAAUGCUUAAAAUUGAGUGAGAAACUUACUGAGUGUUUUUUUUAUUUAUCAUUCUGACAUGUAAAUGUUUAUCUCGACUGUUAUAUGAUGGUCCAAAAUCAGUUAAAUGUCAAACCAGGCAGUGAGCUACCUGCUAACGUGUAGCUAGCUAAUUUGAGUAAUGGUCCAGUCCCAGUUUAACUAAACGAAGACAGUCGUCUCCGUGUGAUUACAGCACUUUUUCUGACAGUGUGAGUGUGGUGUGAGGAGACCAAAGGUGAAGCCGGUAUGAGCAUGAAGAUGAAAGACGACGGGCUUGUAACCACGAUGGGCAAAUCUAAAACAAAGAGAAUAGAAAUGUCCAAACCUGAUUCCGAAAGGGAUUCUGGUUUUUCGGACACUAGUUCAGAGCAUCUGAGUGUAGUUGAUCAGACAGACACAGAGGAUGUAGCACGCAGGAUGAAGCAAGCAGUGUCAGGUUCCAGGUCUCAGACUUCUCAGCUGGCUGUCAUUGGAGGAUCAUUUCAAAGCCUGUCACCCAUGAUCAUCAUGAAUAAUGUUCUUCUCAAACAGCCUGGUGAUAACCCUCCCUCUGUGAAACCAUGGGCCUUCAGUCCAGCUGUUGAGGUUGUUCAGCAACCCCAGGUAGUCUUCCUCCAACCAGUAAUAUCGCAGAGAAAUACUUCAGAGCUAAAAGGACCACCCUUUAAGCGUCGUAAGCACAAGAAGUAUCUCCCCAUCCUGAAAUCCUACCCCAAAAUUGCCCCCCACCCAGGGGACAGUCCACGCAGUAGCUGUACUAGCAGCAGCAGCAGCUCCAUUGUCACUGCAUCAAUGAAGAGUUCCAGCUCAUCUUCCAGCUGUUGGGAUUCUCCUGAUAGAGACAGGCAGCAAGCUGUACAAACUAGUUCCUCUUCUGGAUUUCUUACUCCAAACCACAUUACACCAUCCAGGCAUCAUCCAGCAUCACCUGAGCCCCAGGCUCCACUUACUGAUUCUCCCACUGCCAGUUAUCCUUGUGUGGAAAAGCCUAUAGCUGAAAGGCUGGAGUCCACAACAGAACCUACAGAAAUGCACGACAAGACAUUACAGACCCAACCACAGGCUGCCUUUAAAGAUGACAUUUGCCAGAACAGUGACUCGGAUAGCAACGACAAGAGGAAGCGUUUCUGCAACACCUACAAUAUUUUAAGUAAAUCAGGCCUGCUGGACAUUACACUGCGUACUAAAGAGUUGAUACGACAGAAUCGGCGCACUCAGGUAGAGCUGGAUCAACUCCGGGAGCACACAAACCUGUUUAUGGAGGCCAUACAAACAGGAGACUUGUGUAUCUGGACCAAACUACAGAUGAGUAUGCAGGAAAAACUUGAGAAGUCUUUGAAUACUGGACCAGAGACACAAAUGGAUCAUUUGAUGUAGGACACUUGAACCAGGAAAGAUACUUUUUGAAACUGGUUGUGCAAAUGUUACUAGUCCUUGAUCCUUUUUUCCAUUGUGAUGGAAUGUUCCUAAAUUUGGGAACUUCCAACAUCUGCAUUAUUGUCAUCAAAGAUGAACAAUAUAUUUGGGCCCUGUGGCAGCAUUGCUCCAAGCACAUGAGACAGCAGGUACAGCAGGUAGCUCACUACUCCAUGGUCCAUUGUUCAAUUAUGAGUUCCAGAGACUGUCUUUGUGGAGUUUCACACUGUACUACUUGCUGCUUACCUCCUAAAAACAUGCCUGAUAGAUGGAUUGGCUAAUUUAAAUUGCCCCAAAAUGUGAAUUAUGUGCAGUGUUAUGGCAUCCUAUACAAGGGGCAUUCCCAUCUCACUCCAAGUGUGGCCAGGGUAGGCUCUAGAACCACUGGGACCAGGAUAGAGCAAUUUAUAAAGGUUCAUUUAUAAUGAAAUAUUGAAAUAGAACCAUGACCACAGCAGGAAUGUUGUAAAAUGGAACUAAUAUGUCAGACCUUAGUAAAGUCUUUUUGUCUGUACUAAUGAAAAAUCAUAUUUAUAAAUCUUAUCUGCAGGCAGUUUUGAAAUGGCUUUAAUUUUUUUGUCUCAAUAAUAUAGCUAAAUUGUGUUGUUCACAUAGUAUUAGCAAAAUUAAGAAUGUGCUUAUGGACUGCUGAAUGCAAACCGUUAAUAUAUAAAAACUAGGAUACCGAUUAAAAAAAGAAAUUCACAUAUCAGCAGGCAAAGCAGGCUGGUAUGUUAAUGCUCUGUAGAGUCAUGUGACAUUAAUAUUAGUGAUAGUACAAACAUGUAAUCAGUAGUUAGUCUUUUGUAGUGCUUUAGCUACUACAAUAUUUAUAAGAUCAGCUCAGUGCUGUAAUUUUUGUGCCUGUAGCAUGGACUCUUCAGAUGCAACUCUUGCGGUGUUUGCAGCAGUUCUCUGUUGUGCGUCUUUUACCUACGUUACCUAUAUACCAUAUAGAUUUAGUAGCAUUUACUAGAUUUAUAAAAAUCCAAGAAAAGCGGUUUCAGAGUAUGCAUUGUUCCUCAGCCAAAAAGAAGAGCAUUACUGCUUGAUCAGAUCGCCCUCAAGUAUCUUUUAAAUGCCCGAGGCAGAUGUGAGCCUCUUAAUUGAAUCCUUAAUUGUAAAACCAGUUGCCUUAAACCUCACCAUAGCAUAGAUAAUAUACAGUUUUCAGAAUAUGUGUAUUGUGUCGAGUCAAAUUUGUCUUUUUAAUAUUAAUAUACAAUUGUGUCCCAAACAAUUUUUAAUCUCUUUCUCCCCCCCCUAUCAUAAAUGGUUUUGUAAAUGAACAUUAACCAAAAUUUCACUGUAGCUUAUUUCUUAAGCAAACAAUGUUGGUUUGAAAAACUUUUUUUUAACAAGAUCACUAUUGCACAGGAACCUGUUCUUUAAACACAGCUUUUCUAACAUUUCUUGUCUAAACCUUCAGUUUACAGAGAUCCUGAUGAUGAAAUCUAUUAAGGUGAUGGAUUUUUAUUGUAUUUAGUCUCAGCAUCAUUACAAAAAAGAUAUGAGAUCUUCUUAAGGGUUCGGACAAGAUCAAAUGAUUUCUGUGAAUUACAGUAAAGGGAACUGGUGUUAUACUGGUAUAUGUAAGCCCAUAUACUGACAAUCUUUUUAUUUGUACAUUCAGGCAUAAUAGAAAGAAAGCUUUUCAUAACCAGGUGGAUAUUAUCCAGGCAGUUAUCACUGAAAAAGUAGCUUGUAGGCAGAGUCUCUGUUUGGAUCCACAGUGUCUAUAGAAGGGUCUCUGAGAUUAGGUUGUGCAUAAACACUGGAUUGCAACUAUCCUGGUAUCUUAUUAUUAUUAUUAUUAUUAUUAUUAUUAUUAUUCCAAUUGUAUAUGUGGUAUAAUGGAAUGGUAAUAUCAGAAGUGAUACUCAAGGUUUUGUUUAGGGGCAGCAGGACAUUGACCACUAGUACCUGUGACAUUUUCUUUUCAAAUUCCCUUGAAACGCAAAUGUAAAAAAAAAAGAUAUAGUCUAUGAAUAUCACAUUGACCAUAGCAGCAUUCUCCUGCCUUUAUGUCAAUAUCUUCCUUAAAGGUAUGUACUAUUGCUUCUGACAAAGGUCAUGUAAAAGACCAUGUACAUCUCAUGGUCAGUCAGAAUAGACUGUGGGUUUUGCACUGAUCUAUAGAUUUAGCUAGUGUGUGUUAUUUACUCCUCUAACGACCUUUUAAAAUCUGUCAUAUAUCUGUAAAAUAUUACAUUACUAUCUCUUUAUUUUUUCAUAUCAGCUGUGCCACUUAACUUUAAACCAUGAUUUAAGCCAGUUUUCAUUUGCAAAUGUAUUUUUCUAGUAUUAAAGUUGUUACCACAUUCUUGGGAGACAUAACUGUCCAUCAGUGGGUCAUGGCUAGAUCUUAAAGACAGGACAAGUGAUGGAUUUUAGAUGUAUGUGUAACAAACACUAGUGCACUGUUUUCUGCUUUUAAAAGCAAAAGGCCUCUUCUUUUUUUUUGAAUAAUCGUACAAAUAUAAUUCAUCUUGUACAUGUAUCCUGCAUGUAUGUACAAUUUGUAAACGGUUCUCAAUGUUUUUCUUUUAAACGUUGCAAACUGCAAAUUGUGCUUUAUUUCAUAAUAUCUGAACAGCUACAUUUUAUUUUUCUAUCUAGUUGUUUUAUUCUUUGUUUUUGUUGGUUUGUUUUAAACAACUGACCUUGUAGGACAUUCCGUAUUUAAAUACACAUUUCCUACUCCGCAGUCUUCCAUUAUAGGAUCUGUGAUGUACAAUCCAGGUGUUUGCCACCAUUGUGUCAUGUAGUUCUCUCUGAAAGUAUUGGAACAGUUUCAGCCCCGUACAUUGAAGACAUUUGUGCUUGAUAUAAAAAUAUGAAUUUGAAGCUGAGAAAACAGGGAAACUCAGAGACACUGCACACAUGCAUUGGGCACAGCCAGUAAAACAAAUAAGAAUGUCCUGGGUAAAGAAAAAAAAAAAUUGGUGUACUAAAACCAGACAUGGAACACAAUAUGCAAACCGCUUAUCAGUAAUAAGAAUUUAAAGGGCAGAAAGAAAUUCGUGAAGAAAUUCAGAGAUGAACCACAAAA